CAAUCAGUGCGUUUAAUAUCCUUGUGCCAAAGACUAUCAAGAUCUUUCUUGUCCAGAAGUAACAUGAGUGUCGCUAGGAGUGAUGAUACUCUGGAUGAGGAGGAUUCUUUUGUGAUGAAAGCUAUUAUUCAUGCCAUCAAUGAUGACAAUGUUCCUGGAUUACAGCACCUUCUGGGAUCUCUUACAAAUUAUGAUGUCAAUCAACCCAACAAGCAUGGAACACCUCCGCUACUGAUUGCUGCUGGCUGUGGAAACAUUCAGAUGCUUCAGUUGCUUUUAAAGCGUGGAUCCCGUAUUGAUGUUCAAGAUAAGUCUGGAUCUAAUGCAAUCUAUUGGGCUUCUCGACAUGGUCAUGUAGAAACACUGAAAUUUCUCAAUGAUAAUAAAUGUCCUUUGGAUGUUAAGGAUAAGUCUGGGGAGACCGCUUUCCACGUUGCAGCUCGUUACGGGCAUGUGGAUGUGGUUCAAUUUCUCUGUAGCAUUGGAUCCAAUCCAGACUUUCAAGACAAGGAAGAAGAAACCCCACUGCAUUGUGCUGCUUGGCACGGCUACUACUCUGUUGCCAAAGCACUCUGUGAAGCAGGUUGUAAUGUGAACGUUAGAAACAAAGAAGGGGAGACUCCGCUCCUGACAGCAUCUGCUCGGGGUUACCAUGAUAUUGUGGAAUGCUUGGCAGAACAUGGAGCUGACCUUGAUGCAACAGACAAGGAUGGUCACAUAGCCCUACACCUUGCUGUGAGAAGAUGUCAAAUAGAAGUGGUUAAAACUCUCAUCAGUCAAGGAUGUUUUGUGGAUUUCCAAGACAGACAUGGCAAUACUCCCUUACAUGUGGCAUGCAAAGAUGGGAAUGUUCCUAUUGUGAUGGCACUCUGUGAAGCAAGUUGUAAUUUGGAUGUCACUAAUAAGUAUGGAAGAACACCUUUACACCUGGCAGCAAACAAUGGCAUUCUUGAUGUUGUCCGGUUCCUGUGUCUUACUGGUGCCAAUGUAGAGGCUUUAACCUCU
Molecule: messenger RNA, 1005 nt
Organism: Phaethon lepturus (White-tailed tropicbird)
Lineage: Eukaryota; Metazoa; Chordata; Aves; Phaethontiformes; Phaethontidae
Product: death-associated protein kinase 1-like
Exons: 8
Molecular function (GO): protein binding
Source: RefSeq, a predicted model, not a curated record